Mytilus trossulus (common blue mussel) is the source of this 543-nucleotide messenger RNA. RefSeq names its product protein delta homolog 2-like. The transcript has a single exon. Gene Ontology annotation, molecular function: Notch binding. The record is from RefSeq and is a predicted model, not a curated record. Bases 1 to 543 code for a protein of 180 amino acids. NCBI's taxonomy places the organism in Eukaryota, Metazoa, Mollusca, Bivalvia, Mytilida, Mytilidae.
AUGUCUACAUGCAAAUGUAACAAUGGCUGGACCGGAUUAUUUUGCAACGAGAGAUGCAGAAAGAAAUGUGGAUCCCAUGGAAAAUGUUCACUGUUUGCAAACAUGAGAGAAAGAAGAGAAUUCUGUAAAUGUGACAAUGGUUUUAGUGGAGAAUAUUGUGAUAAAACUGUUGACGCAGUUAAUGUUCUUUCACAGCAAGAAUCAAUGUCUUUUAGACAAAUAAGUGGUGUAGUAUAUCGUCAACAUGAGGAAAACAACACAGUUUAUGACGACAAAGUUUGUUUCCCUGGCUUUGUUUGUUCCCAUGGAAUCUGUAGAAAAAAACAUAAUAAUGAAGGAUCCUUAACUGUUCACUGCCAAUGUGACCAAGACUGGAUUGGAACUUUUUGUCACGUUCGAUGUAGUCGUAAAUGUAAAAAUGGUGGACGGUGCUACAAAGAACGUCUUGAUGGAAACGAAUUUUGUAUUUGUCCGUUUAAUUAUAGAGGUCGUUUUUGUGAAAUACGAAAGUCAGACUCUAGAGCGUUCAGAAUUAAAGGAUGA